AUGAAACUUUUCGACGUCUUACAACAGCAUUUCAACAAUGAACUCUACGAAGAAGUGAUCUUUUGCUACAAUGUGGCCCUCGACAAGCGGCUAGGUGGAGAGCGAAAUGAAGCCAUGGCACAGGUUUUCCUGGCCGAUUCCCACUUUCAUUGCGGGAACCUGAGCGAGGCAAAGCGUCUCUAUUACAACUCGAUCAAGCUGUACAAAAGUCUGACACGAGCCGUACCAGCUAAGAACCUCUCGGAGGUUGAAGUGCGCUUCCGGUUGCAUCAAUGCCUCGUCAAACUAGGAAAAUCUGAAGAAGCACUCACCGUUUUGGCAGCGAUUCCCGCCGAAAAUGCUCCGCCGAAGGUAAAAUACGCCCUCUACAAACUGUCGGCCAAAUUCUGUAAACGACGUAGUUUGACAAAUGAUCGACUCAAGGACAUGGUCUUCAGCUGCCCAACAGCAUUUUCCUGUAUUUCGGAUUACUUGAAGUGUGAGGGCGCGAACGCUGAUGGGGAUCUGAUGCGAGAGGUAGAAGAUGAUGGAAUACGGCGAUACUUGGAGGCCAGCGUCAUCAGCGCCGUGUGUCCGUUCAAGGCUGCCCAGCAUUUGAGCACUAUAGCCCCGGCACAUUCUACAUUUGUUCGCGUUGAGGCAGGGCGGUUCUUCAAUCAAGUCGGCUUGAGAAGCGAUGCCAAAAGCAGUUUAUGGAAGGCUUUCCAGUCCAACAACGACCUGACCGACGGAAUGGGGCUGCUUGCUUAUCUACUCUAUCGGGACGAUGACAUGAAAGACCUCGAAAGUCUGGCCGUGACGAUCAUGGAUCGCAACGAGCACUGUAUGGAGGCGUGGAUUUGUUUCGGAUAUCUGGCCAGACUUCAGAACAAACUCGACCGGGCGCUUCAUUUUGCUUUCAAAGCGACGACAAUGACCGUAGGAAAAGCCCAUUCCGAUGCGCUGCUGCUGAAGGCCAACCUUUUACUCGAUAGAGAGCGAAACGAGUCUGCUGCUCAACACUUGCACGAUUUACUCGCCGAAGACCCAAGAAAUUUGGAUGCAUACGAGGCGCUGGUUGGGUUGCACCUCGGAAGCAACCGAAUGCGCGAGGCCAGCUCCGUGCUCAAGCAAUGCAUCAGCCACAUGAAACAGCCACUUCCGGGGCGUGUCCGAGUUCUCGAAGCGGCCAUCAAGAUGCGUGACGAGUCGUGCAACAAGGAUGCUGAACAAAUCCUGGAAGAGACCGUCGAGCGUUCACCCUGGCUGCACGACGCUGUGGGGAUGCUGAUCGACGCCUAUAAGGAGCAGAAGUGCCACGAAAAAGGAGCAUCACUUUGUCAAAAGAUCUUGAGUACGUCAGUUCUCGAUAGUGCCGCCGCCGGUCGACUUUACGUACAGUUGGCCGAUUUCUUGAGCCAGGCCGGCCAACAAGUCGAGGCCCACGCAGCGCUGAACAAAGCGCACAGCCUCGGCUCGCAGACAGCCCAACAACGACUGGCGCAGCUUGAUGGGAAGUUGCGUUGCGUGCAGACACCGGAAACGAAUUUGCCGGCGCCAAGCACACGUCUACCCGACGCCCCUGGCGCGCCACGUGCUCGCAGACGAGGACGGUCGCCUCCGCAGUCCAGCCCACCCCCAACUCUGCGCCUUCAGUUUAGC
Molecule: messenger RNA, 1641 nt
Organism: Mesorhabditis spiculigera
Lineage: Eukaryota; Metazoa; Nematoda; Chromadorea; Rhabditida; Rhabditidae
Source: the annotation of a GenBank genome assembly